AUGGGCAUGAGAAUCACGAAGGAUUUGGUGUUUAUUUUGGGGUCACUAUGGAUUUAUGGUUAUGACGGGGGAGAUCUGAGGAGAUUUCACUGCCGAAAGGGGAUUGAUCUGGGAUGGGAAUAUGGGGAAAACAGAAGUAUUUGGGUGGACUUGGAUUGGGUUUUUGGGGAGUUGGUUGAUCAGAGAUUUCAAUGGGAUUUCGGGGAUCUUUUUUCACAAGAAUGGAAAGGAUUCUCCCAAGGAUACGGGCUCACUUUCUUUAUAAGAUCUUUGUUGAAAGUGGCGAGAGAAGAUUUUCAGCGGAGCAAAGAGAUCCCGGAUUUGGUAAGAUCGAUUUCGGAGCUCCCACGGAAACUAUGGAAUAUAGAUCCAAGGGGAGUGAUGGGAAUGGAUAUGAAUCCUGGUGAGCCGGAAAGUCUAAAGGUAAUCAAUACUGACUAUGGAAUCUCCAGGAAUUACGGUAUUGAUUUAUUUGGCGAUCUCAGAGUUAGGAAAAUCCGGUGGAGAAUUUCCAUAGUAAAGGCUAUAUAUUGGAGGGAUCGAUGGAUGAUCCCAAGGCAUUCUCAUCUCAUUACCUUUCUCAGUGUAAUUCUCAUUUUUCUCCUGCUCUCUGCGUUCGACGAAGUGAUGUCUCAAGCGAGCUUGAUCAAGUCUGGUGGUUCCAACAAGGGGAAGGAGACCUUGAGGCCAACAUUGCGGGUUACUCUUCCUAAUUUUGAUGACUCAGAGCUAAUCCAAGGCUAUUCCAAAACCUUGAUUGGCAGGUGUAUGAAUCCAAAGAAGCAAGAUGUGCAAUCCCUGAUUUUCACUUUCCCUCGUAUCUGGAAGAUGGAGAACCGGGUGACUGGUGCGGAUCUCGGUCUUGACAGAUUUCAGUUCGACUUUGAUGAGGAAGCGGACAUCAUCGAGGUUUUGAAGAUGGAGCCGUACCAUUUUGACUCAUGGAUGGUUUCGUUGGUUCGUUGGCAACCAGACUUUGAUCCUUUUUACCCCUCUGAGAUCACAUUCUGGGUUCGUGUUCUGAAUCUUCCACUGCAUGUCUGGGCAGAAUUAACCUUAUGUAGCAUCGGCGAAGCAAUGGGAGAGGUGAAGGACGUUGACGUCAUUGGGGGUCGGUUUCAAGUGAGUGUCAACGGUUUCAAACCACUUUAUUUCGAAACUACGCUGGAGGCUAAGAAAGGACGUGAGAUUCUGGUGGUCUUAAGGUAUGAGCGUUUGUUCGGUUUCUGUAAGGAAUGUUUGAGCUUGUGCCAUGAUGUAGAGAUGUGCCCGCUUCUACACGCACAUAGAGCCGAGAGGGACCGUAUUAGGCGAAGGGAAGAGAAGACGGAGGCAAGGGCGCAAAGUUACAGAGGGGCGGUCCAAGCUUCACAUGGUGGAAGAGCGCAGUAUGAGGAUAGAAGAGGUGAUUAUAAAGGAAAAGCUAAGGUGGUCGAAAGCAGUGUGGAACAGGGACGGGGGCAACAGGAGCAUCGGGGAAGCAGCAGACCUGAGGGUCACGCUGGUGAAGGCCCCUCUCACAGCCGUGCAGCUUCGGCUUACAUACCAACUAAGGAGCUACAGAAACGGCAGGGGGGAGACAAGAGGGGUUUCCAGAGGCCAAUUGUGGCCACCCUGGAUUCAAAGAUAACUAAGAGACGGAAACAAUUUCGAUUUGAUAAAAGAUGGAUUGGACUGGAGGGUUUGCUCGAGUCUAUUGAUCGGGGAUGGAAUCACACUCGAGCCGGUGGAUUGCCUGAUGUGGUGGACAGAAUUGGUAAUUGCCGCCAUGAAAUCUCGAUUUGGAGGAAGGAAAAUCAACCAUAUGGAAGGCAAAAGAUAGCCGAGUUACAAAGGGCACUGGAGGAGGUCCAAGAUGAUGAUAACAGUACCCAAGAAGAACUUAUGGACAUAACUAAUAAGUUAAAGGAAGCAUAUAGGGAUGAGGAGGAAUACUGGAAACAAAAAAUGGAUUUCACGGGUGUCCUUGAGAACCUGCCACAACAAAUUACAACACAAGAGAAUGCAGUUUUGACUCGUCCGGCGACAGAAACGGAGGUGCGCGAAGCGUUAUUCAUGAUGCAUUCCGAGAAAGCGCCGGGUCCAGAUGGCAUGACUGCCCUAUUUUUUCAACGUUCCUGGCAUAUCAUCAAGAGGGAUAUUGUUGAGUUGGGUAAUAAGUUUCUCACAGCGGGUGUUUUUGAUGAAAGGUUGAAUAUGACCCACAUUUGCCUUAUCCCAAAGACGGGAAGGCCGAUCAUGAUGACGGAGCUCCGGCCAAUCAGCCUGUGCAAUGUGGGAUACAAGAUUAUCUCUAAAGUGCUGUGUCAUCGGCUUAAAGUGCUUCUACCGAGAUUAAUCUCGGAAACACAGUCCGCUUUUGUACCGGGUAGGCUAAUCUCGGAUAAUAUUCUGAUAGCUCAGGAGAUGUUCCACGGGCUUCGGACAAAUAAGUCGUGCAAGGGGAAAUACAUGGCAGUUAAAACAGAUAUGAGUAAGGCGUAUGAGCGGGUCGAAUGGAACUUUAUUGAGGCUUUAAUGAGGAAAAUGGGGUUCGCGGAACAGUGGAUCUCAUUGGUGAUGAGGUGCAUCACAUCUGUCAAAUACAGGGUGUUACUUAAUGGACAACCUAGAGGUGUAAUCAUUCUCCACAGAGGUCUAAGACAAGGGGAUCCGCUAUCUCCCUAUCUUUUUAUUCUAUGUAAUCUGAGGCGGGGGAUAUCACCACUUCAGACGGAAUUGGAAGCUCUCAUUUGGGCUAUGCAAUGUAUGUUACGGAAGAAUAAGUUAACUAUGGUUUUUCGGACGGACUGUUCUGAUGUGGUGAAGAUGGUGUCUAAACCAGAAGACUGGCCAGCUUUCUCACUAUUACUUGAUGAGGUGGACAGAUGCAAGAGGAGUUUCAACUCUUUUACCAUUAUGUAUAUACCAAGGAAGGAAAACACGAAGGCAGACAAGUUAGCACGGAGUGCUCGAGCUCUACAUACUGAUGUGUAUUAUAUAAACUCUAUUUCACCAGUUUGGAUCCCCGAACUGUUCUAG
Messenger RNA from Microthlaspi erraticum, 3021 nucleotides. Lineage: Eukaryota; Viridiplantae; Streptophyta; Magnoliopsida; Brassicales; Brassicaceae. The record is from the annotation of a GenBank genome assembly.